CCCAUUCUAAGGGCUGUCGAAGGGAGUGUACCCUGAUAAGAAUCAGACGGAAGAGAGCUCGUAAGCGUACGAGCGUAGUAGUCACGUUGAUGAUCUGGACCUCAGCCCGUCAGCUGCGGCUCGUGCUGUCCGCCUGGGCACGCAGAGCAUCCUCGUCGGCCGACCUUGCCAAGCCAAAGGCUGAUGGCAGUGGAAGGGACUCCCUUGGGCGGAGGCUUUUGAGCCUCAUAUAUCCGAAGCGCAGCGCGUUGGUUGUCCUCCGAAAAUGGGCGGAGGAGGGAAAGACCAUCCAGAAGUACCAGCUCAAUCGCGUCGUUCGCGAACUCCGCAAGUAUAAGCGAUUCAAGCACGCCCUUGAAAUAUGUGAAUGGAUGACAACUCAGCCACAGAUCAAACUAUUACCAGGUGACUAUGCUGUUCAUUUAGAUUUGGUUGCGAAAAUUCGUGGCUUGGCUAGUGCGGAGAAGUUCUUUGAAGAUCUCCCUGAUAGGAUGAAGGGGCAAUCAACGUGCACUGCUCUUCUUCACACUUAUGUACAGAACAAGUUACCAGAUAAGGCUGAACUCCUACUGAAAGAAAUGAUGGCCCAUGGAUUUCUCACAUGCCCCCUUCCCUACAAUCAUAUGCUUACUCUCUACCUAUCAACAGGUGAGCUAGAUAAGGUGCCGAAACUGAUAAAAGAGUUAAAGAGGAACACUACUCCGGAUGUAGUCACCUAUAACCUAUGGUUAACUUUCUGUACAAGGAAAGGCUGUCCAGAAGCUGCAGAAAUGAUCUAUCAUGAGAUGAGAAAAGAGAAGGUAGCUGCUGAUUGGAUAACAUAUAGCUUGUUGGCAAACAUAUAUAUUAAGUCAGGAUGUCAUGAUAAGGGGCGAGAAGCAUUGAUGGAGAUGGAGAAAAGGGCUUCUAGAAAAGUGCGAGCUGCAUAUUGCUCUCUUCUUAGCCUCCAUGCAAUCCUGUCAGAUAAAGAUAGUGUAGAUCGGAUAUGGAACAAAAUGAGAUUGAUCUUUAGAAAGUUGAGUGAUGUUGAGUACAAAUGCAUGCUCUCAUCGCUCACAAAGUUAGGUUGUAUUGAGGAAGCUGAAAAUGUUUACAGUGAAUGGGAGUCCGUGUCAGGUACACGUGAUUCAAGGGUACCAAACAUUAUUCUUUCCUUCUACAUUAAUAAUAAUAUGAUAAGCAAAGCAGAGAGUUUCCAUGAGCAUACUGUACAAAUUGGAAUAAAGCCUAGCUACUCUACAUGGGAAUUGUUAGCUUUGGGUCAGUUGGGCAGGAAGCGGAUGGACAAGGCCUUAGCUUGUUUGGAAAAGGCGUUUUCAAGCUUGGAGGAAUGGGAGCCUAAUGUCCAACUUGUAAGAGCAUUUUUUAGAGAGCUUGAGAAGAAUGGUGAUGUUGAAGGCGCAGAGGAACUCUUGGUUAUGCUUCGGCGUGCUGGGUAUGUAACCACUGAGAUUUAUAACUCGUUGCUUCGAACAUAUGCAGAAGCUUGUAAGAUGCCUCUAAUAGUUGCCGAACGUAUGAAGGAGGACGGUGUCCUAAUGGAUGAAGAGAGUAAGCAGUUGUUGAGGUUGACAAGCAAAUUUUGUGUUGGUGGAACUUCUACACUAAUUUCUUGAGAAGGCUCAAAUUUCAGGGAUGUACUAUUAGAUGGUAAUAGUGUACUAAAAGAUAAUUUUUCUUCGCAAUGUAAAAAUGAAGGCUUGCCUCUUUGACCUAACUUCGUAAAUACUUAAGAACUUCAUGGGAGCCUGAUUAUAGUCUUCUACUAGGAAUUACUCACAUCAGUGGCUCUUGUUACUAAUUUUUGUUACAAGAUCCUGCACAUGGUUUCUUAUACUUGACAACUCCUUGUGCCCUGCUUCUCAAUGUAUUUACUUGCUGUUUGCCUUUAUUCUA
Ananas comosus (pineapple) is the source of this 1896-nucleotide messenger RNA. RefSeq names its product pentatricopeptide repeat-containing protein At4g02820, mitochondrial. The transcript is spliced from 2 exons. Gene Ontology annotation, cellular component: mitochondrion. Gene Ontology annotation, molecular function: protein binding. The coding region runs from base 90 to 1616 and encodes 508 amino acids. NCBI's taxonomy places the organism in Eukaryota, Viridiplantae, Streptophyta, Magnoliopsida, Poales, Bromeliaceae. The record is from RefSeq and is a predicted model, not a curated record.